Messenger RNA from Fimicolochytrium jonesii, 558 nucleotides. RefSeq names its product Rho GTPase activation protein. Gene Ontology annotation, cellular component: cytoplasm. NCBI's taxonomy places the organism in Eukaryota, Fungi, Chytridiomycota, Chytridiomycetes, Spizellomycetales, Powellomycetaceae. The transcript is spliced from 2 exons. The record is from RefSeq and is a predicted model, not a curated record. Gene Ontology annotation, biological process: regulation of GTPase activity; signal transduction. The annotation marks the transcript as partial.
CGUUUUGACAAAGCGAACAGCAUAGAUCUGAGCGAAGUCCAACUCGCCGACAUACCCGCCGUUGCAUCACUGCUCAAACAAUGGAUACGAGAACUACCCGAUGGACUUAUACCGGAAACAUUCUACAAGCCACUGGAGAAUGCCGCAGGUAGAUCAUUCAACGGCCGAUCAGUUGAAGAGCUCCGAACAGUUUUGUCCACGCUGCCACAGAUAAACUAUCACUCCCUCCGGUACCUAUGUCGGUACCUCCGCCUCGUCGCAUCACACGCCGACCGGAACCGCAUGACAACAUCAAACCUGAGCGUUGUCUUUGCGCCGAAUGUGUUCAAAUGCCCGUCGGAGCCAAAACCUGGCAGCACGGAUCUGAGCGGCCAGUCGAGCUUUGUGGCGGAAAGUAUGAUCGUGUCGAAGAUCAUGGCGUCUAUACUGGAUGACAUGGAGGCGAUACUCGGGGCGGUAGGUGAUCGGUACGUUGGGAGAGUCUGGGGAAACGAUAGCGCAUCGACAGGAGGACAGAUGAGCUGCGUUGCCGAUGGAUCAUCUGAUUGGCCACAUUAA